Messenger RNA from Brugia malayi, 906 nucleotides. RefSeq names its product enoyl-CoA hydratase/isomerase family protein. Gene Ontology annotation, molecular function: delta(3,5)-delta(2,4)-dienoyl-CoA isomerase activity. Lineage: Eukaryota; Metazoa; Nematoda; Chromadorea; Rhabditida; Onchocercidae. The coding region runs from base 1 to 906 and encodes 301 amino acids. The record is from RefSeq and is a predicted model, not a curated record. Gene Ontology annotation, cellular component: mitochondrion. The transcript is spliced from 5 exons.
AUGAACAAAAAGAUAUCUGUUUUACAACAAUUUUCAAAUUUCCGGAAUACAAGGAAGUUUACACUAUCGACGUUUUCUGGUUUGGAUUUUAUCGAGGUCAUUCAACACAGCGAACACGUUUUCAAUGUUAAAUUAAAUCGACCUGAAAUAAGGAACGCUUUCACUCUCCCAUUUUGGAGAGAACUUCGAAGUGUUUUCGACCAUUUAGCAAUCAAUUCUAAGUGUCGUUCAAUUGUACUGUCUGCAGUCGGAAAAUCGUUUUGUGCCGGAAUCAAUAUCAAAGCUGGAUCUGACCAACUUGCGGCUAUUAUCCGGAACAACACGUUGGACACUGGUCGUAAGUCGCUGAAACUUCGUGAGCUGAUAGCUACAUGUCAAGAUAGCUUCACAUCGUUGGAGAAAUGUCCAAAACCGGUGAUCGCCGCGAUUCACGGUCACUGUAUCGGGGCGGGAAUCAGUCUCGCAGCAGCGGCUGACAUACGCUAUGCUUCAAAGGAUGCAGUCUUCUCUGUGAAAGAGGUGGAUAUUGGCUUAGCUGCAGAUGUCGGUAUUUUAAAUCGAAUCAAUAAACUCGUUGGGAAUGACAGUUUGACCCGUGAAUUUGCUUAUACAGCUCGUGAUUUUAAUAGUUCCGAGGCAUUGCAAUAUGGUUUCAUAUCCCGGCAAUUCGAUGGCACCGAAGAAUGCCUAAUAGCGGCUUUGUCGCUAGCUGAUAUUAUCGCCACGAAAAGUCCCAUUGCUGUUCAAGGUACCAAACUAGCAAUGAACUAUUCUCGAGAUCAUACUAUCGACGACUCGAUCCAGUUUAUCCGCACAUGGAACCAAUCACAGCUCCAAUCCGAUGAUUUGUUCCACGCAAGCGCUGCUGCAUUCAGUAAUGAGAAGCCUAAAUUCGAUGAUGCUUAA